Xyrauchen texanus (razorback sucker) is the source of this 1298-nucleotide messenger RNA. RefSeq names its product transcription factor HES-1-B-like. The coding region runs from base 203 to 1015 and encodes 270 amino acids. Gene Ontology annotation, biological process: anterior/posterior pattern specification; Notch signaling pathway; negative regulation of neuron differentiation. Gene Ontology annotation, molecular function: RNA polymerase II cis-regulatory region sequence-specific DNA binding; DNA-binding transcription factor activity, RNA polymerase II-specific; protein dimerization activity. The record is from RefSeq and is a predicted model, not a curated record. Gene Ontology annotation, cellular component: nucleus. The transcript is spliced from 4 exons. Lineage: Eukaryota; Metazoa; Chordata; Actinopteri; Cypriniformes; Catostomidae.
GCUGAGGCAGGCAGUUGCUACGACCGCUGGCAAACGGUGAAAUCAGAAACAGUGACAUCAUUGCCGUAACAGUUGAUCUCGGGACACUUCGUGCGGAUAUCCAUCUGGAUCUGUAUCUGCGUACUGAAAAGCGUUUACGUUAGUAGACGAUACUACACGGGAGGAUUUCUUUUACAAUCUCUGAGGAUAAUUCCAAGAGAAUAUGCCUGCCGAUAUCAUGGAAAAAAACUCCUCUUCUCCGGUGGCCGCGACUCCGGCAAGCAUGAAUACUACACCUGAUAAACCCAAAACGGCUUCAGAACACAGAAAGUCUUCUAAACCUAUUAUGGAGAAAAGAAGAAGAGCCAGAAUAAACGAAAGCUUAGGGCAGCUGAAAACUUUAAUCUUGGAUGCUCUCAAGAAAGAUAGCUCAAGACACUCGAAACUUGAGAAGGCGGACAUUCUGGAAAUGACAGUGAAACAUCUCAGAAACAUGCAGCGUGCACAAAUGACUGCUGCCCUGAACACAGAUCCCACCGUUCUUGGGAAGUACAGAGCUGGAUUCAGCGAGUGUAUGAACGAGGUGACCCGUUUCCUAUCCACCUGUGAAGGGGUCAACACCGAGGUCAGGACCCGGCUGCUCGGUCACUUAGCCAGCUGCAUGACACAAAUCAACGCGAUGAACUAUCCAACACAGCACCAGAUACCCACCGGGCCUCCUCAUCCAACCUUCAACCAGCCAAUGGUUCAGAUCCCAAGCGCAACUCAGCAAGCCAACGUGGUGCCCCUAAGCGGAGUCCCCUGCAAAAGCGGGUCUUCCUCCAACCUGACUUCUGAUGCAACAAAAGUAUACGGAGGUUUCCAGCUUGUGCCGGCAACGGACGGACAGUUCGCCUUUUUGAUCCCCAACACUGGCUUUGCUCCAAACGGUCCUGUUAUUCCAGUGUACGCCAACAAUUCCAUCACACCGGUUCCAAUGGCCGUGUCUCCAGGCGCACCAUCAGUCACAUCAGAUUCCGUUUGGCGGCCUUGGUAGACUGUGGCAGAAUACAAAAUACUCUUAAAGACAAACAACACUUGAUUUCUUUGUUCAGCGUUACCUUUUUGUUCUUUUUAUUGUGUAUAAAAAAAUGUUUUAUGAGAUGAUCGAUGCACUAUAUUUGUAUAGCUCAAAAGGGAGAGAAGUUCAUAUUGAAAUAAGUUUUGUAUUGUUGGAUUCCGUUCAUUGCAUUUUUUAUAUUUGCGGUAUCUUUUCUACAUUGUGAUGCCAAAGAUAUGUUGAAUGCGUUUUCAAAUGUCUUCUUUUUGGAAGAUGAAUA